This is a messenger RNA of Oryctolagus cuniculus (rabbit), 1539 nucleotides long. Its product is annotated as casein kinase I. Lineage: Eukaryota; Metazoa; Chordata; Mammalia; Lagomorpha; Leporidae. The record is from RefSeq and is a predicted model, not a curated record. Gene Ontology annotation, molecular function: ATP binding; protein kinase activity. Gene Ontology annotation, biological process: protein phosphorylation.
UGAAUAAAAAAAAGGCCAGAGUCUGCGGGGUGACAGAAGUUCUAUGAGCAGUGGUGCCAGUGGUGUCGAAUCCUGACUCUUCGACUGCUUUUCCAGCCCAAGCCAUCGGCCGGAAAGACAGGUAGCGAAGCUGCCCAGCGAAAAGGGACUCUGCUUAGAAACCCUUGUUUCCCAGGGGGGCAGCCUGUUGGGGAGAGAACUCAUUGAGCUGCGGUGAUCAGUUCUGGUCUGCCAGUUCUGGGUUCUGAAACAGCAGGAAAGCCCUCCGUCCUUCUCUGCUUUCCGCUGCCCAAAUCCACAGCCCUGCCUGUGGAUGGGCCCCAGAGGCCUCAAUCAUCCUUUGAGAGGUGUUGGCGUUUAGCUGCCUCCGCCGCCGCCGCCGCCGCCGCCUCCAUCUUCUGUCAGGAUGGCAACCCUCAGCAGUCCUGACUCCAGAUUCAUCGUGGGAGAGAAAUACAGACUGGUAAGGAGGAUCGGGUCCGGCUCCUUCGGAGUAGUUUAUCUCUCGGUUAAUAUCACCAAUGGAGAGGAAGUGGCAGUGAAACUAGAGUCACAGGAUGCCAAGCACCCCCAGUUACUGAUUGAGAGCAAAUUCUACAAGCUUCUGCAGGGUGGGGUUGGCAUCCCCCGCAUAAAGUGGUUUGGUCAGGAUGGAGGCUAUAAUGCCCUAGUCAUGGAUCUUCUGGGACCUAACCUGGAAGACCUCUUCAAUUUCUGUUCUCGGAAGUUCACCAUAAAAACUGUUCUUAUGUUGGCUGACCAGAUGAUCAGUAGAAUUGAAUAUGUUCACACAAAGAACAUCAUACACAGAGACAUUAAGCCGCAAAACUUCCUUAUUGGUACCGGGCGCCACCGCAAUAAAGUAUUCCUUGUUGAUUUUGGUUUAGCCAAAAAGUAUAUAUCCAGCAGCACCAGGAAGCACAUACCAUGCAGAAAACUUAAACACCUCACUGGCACUCCUCUGUAUGCGGCCAUCCACACACAUCUUGGCACUGAGCAAAGUCGCCGAGAUGACUUGGAGUCAAUAGGAUAUGUUUUAGUGUAUUUUCUUAGAAGUGGUCUGCCAUGGCAAGGAAUAAAGGCUGCCACAAAGAAACAACACCGUGAAAAAGUUACUGAAAAGAAGUUGUCCAUUCCUGUAGAAGUUUUAUGCGAAGGAAUACCUGCCGAGUUUGUUACUUACUUUAAGUAUUGUCGUGCACUGAACUUUGAUGAAACUCCAGAUUACAGAUAUCUGAGGCAGCUAUUCUGCUCCCUUUUCGAGACGCUGACUGACCCAUGUGACUGCACCUUUGACUGGGCAUUGUUACAGCAGGAUGUAGCUCGGCAGUCGGUUUCUUGCAGUGAAUAUGGUCAACAGCCCAAAUUCCACCUAGAUUUUUAAGCAUGACUUGUGGGUCAGAAGAAGCAGAGCAGAUGAUUUGAGCAGCAUUUGUUUCUCCCCAAGCCUACAAAUUUCCAUGCAUAUCUAUACGAAUUCAUGAUUGUGGACAGUCAUUUCCUUCAUGUUAAGAUCUUAAUGUCAUUAAAUACUUGUCC